Messenger RNA from Solea solea (common sole), 789 nucleotides. Its product is annotated as small integral membrane protein 11-like. The record is from RefSeq and is a predicted model, not a curated record. NCBI's taxonomy places the organism in Eukaryota, Metazoa, Chordata, Actinopteri, Pleuronectiformes, Soleidae. The transcript is spliced from 3 exons. Bases 117 to 320 code for a protein of 67 amino acids.
GUACAACAGACUGCAUUCUGAUUGGCUCGUAAUGGUAGGCCCCGCCCUGCAGAAGAGUAUUUUUAACGCUAUCGCCUCAACUGCGCACAGGAGAAGUCACCACGACUGAAGCAAAAAUGAUCAACUGGAAGGCUUUGGACAAUGUCCCCGUUCUGCUAUACAUUCUGGCCCUGAAGACACUGCUGCUGUGUUUAGGGUUUGCUGGGGUGAAGAUAUACCAGAGUAAGAAAGCAGAUGAAGCUCUGAAGAAGCAGCAGGCUGAGAAGAAGAGGCUUGCCCAUCAGACACUGAAGCUACUUGACAAUUUGAAGGAAGACUGAGCAGAGGAGAAGCUGCUGUGAACUGGGAACCAUUUGAUUGAACAGAUCAUCAAGCUGCUUUUUCCAGAAUGAGCCAGGAGGACGUUACUUCAGGGGCUGUGGGAAUCCAGGACUGUUAACCACGUCACUUUUAUAUUUAUAUGUCUUGUAUUUAUGUCUGCCCAAGACAAAUUUUUAUAAACUACAAUUAGUACAGAAACCACAUGAGCUCAGAAGUGAGACUGAGAUGAGUCUGUUUUGGGUUUUUUCCGCUGUGACGGAGCCAUUAUCAUUUGCCAAACAUCAUCUUCCUUGUAUGUAUGAGAGUAAAACACUGGCUUGGUGUAAAACUGUAAUGGCAGUGAAAUUAAUAAAUGUGGUUUGUAUGGAAUGUAAUUCAAUCAGGCAUUUUGGCCAUGGAGGUGUCCAGAGGGAGUAACUAACAACAUUUAAAAAAUACUAUUGCAAUUAAAUCAAUUUUGUUUUUUAA